Molecule: messenger RNA, 3793 nt
Organism: Polypterus senegalus (gray bichir)
Lineage: Eukaryota; Metazoa; Chordata; Cladistia; Polypteriformes; Polypteridae
Gene: dpp6a
Product: dipeptidyl-peptidase 6a
Exons: 26
Coding region: 746-3277 (843 amino acids)
Biological process (GO): proteolysis
Molecular function (GO): serine-type peptidase activity; dipeptidyl-peptidase activity
Source: RefSeq, a predicted model, not a curated record
GACAGAGUAGCAGUGGCGCAGUGUUAAUCUCCAGUACUGCUGUCAAUUGACAAAGUGGCUUUUUUCUCUGUUUGUAGAUCGGGCAUUGUGACGAGCGAUCGGUCCCUGUCUGUGAACAGUUUGCACUCUGCUCACUUUUCAUGCAGAAAGCAUCGUCAGACUAACACGAUUGUUUGCGUCCUUCUGCCUCGUCAGUUCCGGCUACUCUUCUCUAUGAACGAUUUUUUUUCUUUUAUCCCGAAUUCAGGUGGAUAUCUUUCUCACAACUUUUGUUUUUUAGCAAUAUUUCUUUAAUUUGACAACAAGCAAAUCUGUAUGGCUUCACAUUCGUACGGACUGAAGAGUCGCUUGAGCCUCCCGAACGGAUUUGAAGAGGGGAAACAACGUGCUUUGAAUGUGGAAUAGACUUUAACUAAUAUUGACACCUCCUGGACUGUGUGCUCCCUGCUGGUACACAGCCUCCAACAAAUUGAUCGGAAUCCCUGUCUUGCGGAGUCAUUUGAACCUUUUUAAGUGAUAAAUUCCAAUUAAAGGUCGAUGUGUCUAAUCAAAAUUCGUCGCGGAUUGCUGUGGGCUUCUCUUUUCGAAGUGCCGAUGGGAGUGUAAGAUUUUGCAAAGAAACCAAGAAAAGGCAAGGUUUCCGACGUUAGCCUUUUAUUUCACACAUUUAUACGUAAAGCGAAAGCAAACAGAGCCAACAAACUUGCCGACUUUGGUAGUAAGCAGUAGAAUUGUACUGUGACUCAUGGCUUCUCUGUACCAGAGGUUUACUGGAAAGAUCAACACGUCCAGAUCUUUUCCUGCUCCACCUGAAGCUAGUCAUCUUCUUGGUGGACAAUGCGCCGAGGAGGACAAAGCCUCGAAGAUCCCAUGCCCCUCGCAGGACCACCGGCCCCGUUUCCCACAUCACAACAGAAGUGACUAUGAAGAUGAGGAUGAGCUGGUGGGGAGUAACCCUCCGCAGAGGAACUGGAAAGGAAUUGCAAUUGCCCUGCUUGUUAUUCUGGUCAUCUGCUCCCUGAUUGUCACCUCCGUCAUUCUUCUAACGCCAGGUGAGGAUGACACUCUUGCAUUCAAAAAGAAAGUGACCCUGGAAAAUCUGACGAGCAAUGAGUUUAAAAUUUGGGACCCAGAGGCAAAAUGGAUAGAUAAUAAUGAACUUAUAUACCAUACCCAAGAAGGCAGUGUUGUGAGAUAUAAUGUGGAAACAAACGAAACUACAAUUGUGAUUGAGAGCAAAAAAUUUGUCACCUAUACAGCCAGCAAGUAUGAAGUGUCACCAGAUAUGAAGUAUGCUUUGCUUGCAUACAGUGUUACACCUGUAUACCAGCAUUCAUUCUUAGCUUAUUAUAUCGUCUGCAAUUUGAUCACAAAAGAACACCGUAACUUGAACCCACCAGAGGUUGAAAAUUCACAACUUCAGUAUGCUGGUUGGGGUCCUAAAGAUCAACAGCUGAUCUUCAUAUUUGAGAAUAACAUUUACUAUCAAACCAAUGUGGAAAGCAAAGCAAUUCGUCUGGUUUCUUCAGGGAAAGAAGGAGUCAUCUUUAAUGGUCUCAGUGACUGGCUAUAUGAAGAAGAGAUUUUCAGAACCCAUAUUGCUCAUUGGUGGUCACCAGAUGGUGCUCGAAUGGCAUAUACUACAAUCAAUGACACACUGGUGCCCAGGAUGGAGAUCCCAGUUUAUACAAGCUCCAUGUACCCUGUUGGGAAGGAGUACCAUUAUCCAAAGGCUGGAAAAGAAAAUCCAACAAUUUCCUUGUAUGUUGUUAAUCUCAAUGGGCCACUACACACUGUGGAAAUUAAACGCCCCGAUGAUAAAAGGAUAAGGGAAUAUUACAUUACUAUGGUGAAAUGGGCAACAAGUACAAAGCUUGCUGUGAACUGGCUGAACAGAGCCCAAAACAUCUCUGUGAUGACUCUGUGCGACGUCACCACUGGAGUUUGUACUAAGAAACAUGAAGAUGAGAGCGAAGGUUGGCUGCACAGACAGAAUGAAGCUCCAGUGUUUUCCAAAGAUGGAAAGAAGUUUUUCUUCAUAAGAGCAAUACCACAAGGCGGCAGAGGGAAGUUUUUUCAUAUUGCAAUGGCUUCUUCACAACCAAACAUUAGUACUGAUACGUUACAAUCGAUAACGUCCGGAGACUGGGAUGUGACAGAGCUUUUGGCAUACAAUGAAGCUAGACAAAUCAUCUAUUUUCUGAGUACAGAAGAUAAUCCAAAAAGAAGGCAUCUUUACAGUGCUGCCACCACUGGGCUAUAUAACCGACAAUGCCUUUCUUGUAAUCUGAUUGAAGGCUGUGGCUAUGUUGGUGCUUCCUUCAGUCACAAUAUGCAGUACUUCCUCUUAGACUGUAAAGGACCGGGAGUUCCAUCUGUAACAGUACAUAGUACUGCUGAUGAAGACACAGAGAUUUUAUAUUUGGAGACCAAUGACAAUGUGCGGAGAUCUCUUGAUUCCUUCCAGAUGCCCAAAGUGGAAUAUCAGGAUUUUGUGGUAUCCGAUUACCCUCUGACAUUGCAGGUACUUAAACCAGCGGGCUUCGUGGAUACUUCACACUACCCUCUCCUUCUCCUUGUGGAUGGCACCCCAGGUGAACAGACUGUGACUGAGAAGUUCCAGGUUGAUUGGGUCACAGUUUUGGUCAGCAGCUUCAACACCAUAGUGAUCAAAUGUGAUGGCCGUGGAAGUGGAUUCCAAGGAACAAAUUUUUUACAUGCAGUUCAGCGGAAAUUAGGACAUUUUCAAGAGCAAGAUCAACUGGAAGCUCUAAAUUACAUAGCAAAAGAGACUUUCAUUGACAGAACCAGAAUGGGUGUUUUUGGUGAGGUAUAUGGUGGUUAUUUAUCAACUCUUUUACUAACUGCAGAAGGUUCACCUCUAAAAUGUGGAGCAGCACUUUCCCCCAUCACAGACUUUAAACUUUAUGCAUCAGCAUUUUCAGAAAGGUAUUUGGGCUUGCCAGAAGGAGACCCACGAGCAUAUGAGUUGGCCAGGUUAGCUCCGCGUGCAAAGCAGCUGACUGAAAAGAAGCUUUUGAUAAUACAUUCCACAGCAGAUGAAAAAGUCCACUUCCAGCAUACUGCAGACUUUGUCACUCACCUUAUCCACUCAAUGGCUAACUAUACCCUUCAGAUAUAUCCAGAUGAAGGUCAUUUCAUACACAAAGAAGAAAUAAAAAAGCAUUUAUUUCAUUCCCUUGUGAACUAUUUUGAAGAAUGUUUCAGGCUUCCUGACAAACUUUAUGAGGAAAAAAUAGAAGAGGAAGAUGAAUAACAAGGAUAAAGUAGUCUUCUUGCUAAGCACAAGCCUGCUUCUUGAAAACAAUAUGCAACUGAUUGUUUUUGUUCUUGAACAUUAUUACAUUAGCAUGUAUCCGAGACUGAAAAGCAGGAAGCUGCCUGCUUCACUCAUCCACACUUCUCUCCCGAAAGUGAAAGGGGGCUUUGAGCAUGACAAAAAUAAGCCAGUGACCUUUGUUCAGAAAGAAGAGGUAAAACAACAACAACACCAUAGUAGCCUCAUCAGUUUCAUUUGGUCCAUCAGAGAGGAGUUGCAGGAAGAUCCAAAAUCUGAAAGACUCUGAGGCUUCCAAGACAAGAAUAUCAUCUCUCCUGCAUAUAAAGUUCACUGUGGCAGAACAAAGCUUAGGAGGAACACUGGGAGAAAAUUUUAUAACACAAGCAUUGGAUGAACUGUGACACCCAUGGAAGCUCCAUGUGCUCAUUCAUUGUGUGAGUCAAGGAGGAUUGUAAAAUGACAAAUAUAUACAUAAUAUAUCAUAUACUGUAA